AUGCAGUGGCAAAUUUUCUUUUUCUUUCUUGUUGGUUACUCCUCGGCGCUUAACAAUGGUUUAGGAAGAACGCCCCAAAUGGGAUGGAAUAGUUGGAAUCAUUUCGCAUGCGAUAUAAAUGAAAAGUUGAUCCAACAAACGGCAGAUACCAUCGUUGCGACUGGUCUUGCUGCAGCUGGAUAUCAAUACGUGAAUUUGGAUGAUUGUUGGCAAGUGAGCCGAGAUGCUCAGGGAUUCAUUCAACCGGAUCCGAAAGCUUUUCCAAGUGGAAUACCAGCUUUGGUAGAUUAUGUUCAUUCAAAGAAGCUUAAAUUUGGACUCUAUUCUGAUGCGGGAUUUAAAACAUGCGGAGGACGACCAGCUUCAUUAGGCUAUGAAACAAGAGAUGCAAAUACUUAUGCACACUGGCAAGUUGAUUAUUUAAAAUAUGAUAAUUGCAAUACCGAUGAAACAAUACCAGAAGUUCGAUAUCCGGUGAUGAGAGACGCUUUGAAUGCGAGUGGACGAUCGAUAUUCUUUUCAAUGUGUGAAUGGGGUGUUGAUAAGCCGGCUUUAUGGGCAGCAAAGGUUGGAAAUAGUUGGCGAACAACUGGAGAUAUUUCCGAUCGAUGGGACUCCAUGCUUGGAAAUAUUGAUACCAAUAAUGAAUUUGCUGAUUUCGCAGGACCUGGCGGUUGGAACGAUCCUGACAUGCUUGAAGUUGGUAACGGUGGUAUGACCGAUGCGGAGUACGUCACGCACUUUUCUCUUUGGGCUAUCAGUAAAGCACCUCUCAUUAUUGGAUGUGAUGUGACAAAGAUGAGUGCUGCUACUCUAUCUACAUUGACGAAUCCCGAAGUCAUUGCGGUUAAUCAAGAUCCUCUAGGUAUUCAAGGAAAGAAAGUUGCUUUUGCUUCAUCAACAUCCCCUAAUGCAACUGCUGGAGUCAGUGUUGUCGAUUGUUCUCUAUCAUCAUCACGCAUUGAGCCUAAAAUUCGUCAAUGGACUUACAAUUAUCAAGACGGAUCCAUCCGCUCGCUUGUUGAUGGACGAUGCUUAACUAUUGAUCGUUGUGAUACGCAAGAAGCUGCAAAUAUCGUUUUGAGUGCGUGUCGUAUCAAUGAUCCUCAAGCACCCUGUCAAGGUAAAAAUCAACAGUGGAUAAUCAAUUCAACGACACAAAGCAUUGUUUCACAAAUGGAUGGAAAAUGUUUGGAUGUCUACAACUUCGACGGGCCAAAUGUCGAUGCCUUCACAUGCAAUAAUCAAGAUAAUCAAGCUUGGAUUUGGAAUGCUACGGAUACAUCAUUACGUAGUAAACAUAACGGAAAGUGCUUGACUAUUCAACCAGAAAUUGAAAUCUGGGCUGGACCACUAUCAUAUGGUUCACAAGCUGUUAUUCUUUUCAAUCGUUCAGGAGGUAGUAGUGAACCAAUCACAGUUAGGUGGACGGACAUUGGAUUUCCAAGUGAUCAUGCUGCGACUGUUCGAGAUUUAUGGGCAAGAAAGACUCUCGGCACAUUUACGGGAAGUUUUACAGCACUGAACGUCAACCUGCAUGCGGUUAUGAUGCUUAACAUAACUCUUACACAGUAG
Messenger RNA from Adineta ricciae, 1575 nucleotides. NCBI's taxonomy places the organism in Eukaryota, Metazoa, Rotifera, Eurotatoria, Adinetida, Adinetidae. The record is from the annotation of a GenBank genome assembly.